AUGGGGUUAGAGAAGUUUACUCCAGAAUAUGCACAGAAACAGUUAGUUUUAUGUUUACAAUAUAGGUCUAUCCCAGGCGUGAAUUGCACAGAAGAUGAUCAGAGCGUGUUCUACAGGAUUAAAGAUCCAUUGAUUUUGAAAGAAUAUAUCAUCAAACUCCUAACCGAUUAUCAAAACAAUCGUACCAUAAUAAUCUACCAGUUUCGUUCUUUGCAAGACUUAUCUGAAUUCUUCCAUUUCUUAUAUAAAAUAAACAAUAGUGUUACAUUUGAACAACUGGUAACAAUUGUUAUUGAUCCGAAAUUUUUGGCUGAAUUCUCGAUCGAGUCGACCAUUAGAUUUCAGCUACUUAGGGUUAUGUGUUUGACCCAUAAUUGCAACAUAGUUUCAAUAUACGAUUUUGAGCGUUACGUUGAUGUUACAACUGCCCCAAAGCUUAGUAAUUUGAAUGCAGUCGUAGUUGUUGCAUCCACGGAAAUGGAUCAACAGGAAGAUUGUCUCAAUAUUGGCACGCGCGUUUUGCUCAGUAUACCACACAAAUGGGACUCUUUCAAGAAUAUUGCUGUUCAUGGUAAAUCUAUCAUGUUCUCGCCACAAGAUGCUGGCUCGGGCUCGGAUGAAGAUGGAAUUAUUCGCUCCGAACAGAUCCUUGUCGAUUUGGCAUCGGAGUAUACUUUGCGAGUUCAGUCUGAGAUAACCACGUCCUGUAUCUGGACGGAGUAUUUGGCGCGCAACAAACCAAUCACUUCAAAGGCAGAGCAGAUCAGAACUGUACCUGAUACAUUUGACGAAUUUAUACAAAAUGUGUUUAAAUGA
Lodderomyces elongisporus is the source of this 816-nucleotide messenger RNA. RefSeq lists its product as uncharacterized. The transcript has a single exon. NCBI's taxonomy places the organism in Eukaryota, Fungi, Ascomycota, Pichiomycetes, Serinales, Debaryomycetaceae. The record is from RefSeq and is a predicted model, not a curated record. Bases 1 to 816 code for a protein of 271 amino acids.